GACUAUCAUGGUCAGCAUUUUUUCCCAGAAAGGCCCAGUUAGAGCAACUUCCUCUUAUCCUCCUCGUUGCUUGGCUCGCCUCGCCUCCGCAGAACGCUCCGCCCUCUCUCUCCAAUGGAGGCCACUGCCACACUCACGCUCUCUUCGUCUCCCGCCGGCGCCCGCCGCUCGCCGGCCAGGCCCACCGUGGCCUCCCUUCACCUCCGCCGCGUGCCCACUCUCUCAUUCCACCUCCGCGGGGCCCAAGGUCCCGCUGCCUUCCGCGCCCUCUCUUCCCCGUUCCCGGGAUGCAGGAGGAGGAGGAGAAGCGGGAUGGUUGUGAGGGCGGAGAUGUUCGGGCAGCUCACCACCGGGCUGGAGUCCGCGUGGAACAAGCUGCGAGGCGUCGAUCGACUGACAAAGGAGAAUAUCGCUGAACCGAUGCGGGAUAUUAGAAGAGCACUUUUGGAGGCAGAUGUGAGUGUGCCAGUAGCAAGAAGUUUUAUCGAGUCUGUUACUGAAAAGGCUAUAGGCACUGAUGUGAUCCGGGGUGUCCAACCUGAGCAGCAGUUAGUGAAGGUUGUAAAUGAUGAACUUGUACAACUGAUGGGUGGAGAGGUGUCAGAUUUAGUAUUCGCAAAAACUGGCCCAACGGUUAUCCUAUUGGCAGGUCUGCAAGGUGUUGGGAAAACUACCGUCUGUGCUAAGCUUGCCUUCUAUCUGAAAAAGAUGGGGAAGAGUUGUAUGCUGGUUGCGGCAGAUGUUUACAGGCCUGCUGCUAUUGACCAACUCACCAUUCUGGGUAAAAAGGUUGGUGUACCAGUUUACUCAGAAGGAACGGAAGCAAAACCUUCAGAGAUUGCCAAGAACGGUUUGAAAGAAGCAAAGAGCAAGAAGACCGAUGUAGUUAUAGUGGAUACUGCUGGAAGAUUGCAGGUAGAUAAAGCUAUGAUGAAUGAGUUGAAAGAAGUAAAGAAGGCAGUGAAGCCUACAGAAAUUCUUCUUGUGGUUGAUGCUAUGACUGGCCAAGAAGCUGCAGCAUUGGUCGGCGCCUUCAAUGUUGAAAUUGGUAUAACUGGUGCUAUACUGACAAAACUGGAUGGUGACUCCAGAGGUGGGGCAGCACUAAGUAUCAAAGAGGUGUCUGGAAAGCCCAUCAAGUUCAUAGGCCGAGGAGAACGUGUUGAGGAUCUUGAGCCUUUCUAUCCAGAUCGUAUGGCGCAACGUAUCUUGGGAAUGGGAGAUGUACUUUCAUUUGUUGAGCAAGCACAGCAAGUGAUGAAUCAAGAAGAUGCUGAGGAAUUACAGAAGAAGAUUAUGAGCGCAAAGUUUAACUUCAAUGAUUUCUUGAAGCAAACAAAAGCUAUUGCGCAGAUGGGUUCGUUCAGUCGUAUAAUUGGCAUGAUUCCAGGCAUGAACAAGGUUACUCCAGCACAAAUCCGUGAAGCUGAGAAAAAUGUUAAGUUUAUGGAGUCAAUGAUCAAUGUGAUGACUGCUGAUGAAAGGGAAAGACCAGAGUUACUUGCUGAGUCACGCGAGAGGAGGAGAAGAGUGGCCAAGGAUGCUGGAAAGACAGAACAGCAGGUGAGCCAACUAGUAUCGCAGCUUUUCCAAAUGCGCACUCGAAUGCAGAAGAUGAUGGCUGGCAUGCAAGGAAAAGAUACACCCGACAUGGAAAAUCUCGCGGAGUCCAUCAAAGCCGAAGAACAGGCUGCCAUGGCUACUGGUAAGCGCAGGAGGAAGUACGGCAACCUGAGGCAGCGGGACCUAGACUCGAUGCGCGGUUACCGCCGGUGAGACAUGGCUGGCCAUGGGGGUCACUGCUAGUUGAACCCAGUACGGACAUAUUUGAGAUCUCUAGCCGCAGCUUGCAAAUAGUGACAACAUACGUGUAUACGGCCUUGCUCUGAGUAUCAGAUUUAUAUUUGCUGUGUAAGUUCCAAUGAACCGGGAGUGAGUAUUUCUGUGAUCUUCAAAAAAUGCAUGGCUUGCUUUUUUCCCCUUCA
This is a messenger RNA of Triticum aestivum (bread wheat), 1985 nucleotides long. Its product is annotated as signal recognition particle 54 kDa protein, chloroplastic. The coding region runs from base 115 to 1776 and encodes 553 amino acids. Gene Ontology annotation, cellular component: signal recognition particle. The transcript has 15 exons. The record is from RefSeq and is a predicted model, not a curated record. Gene Ontology annotation, molecular function: GTP binding; 7S RNA binding; GTPase activity. NCBI's taxonomy places the organism in Eukaryota, Viridiplantae, Streptophyta, Magnoliopsida, Poales, Poaceae. Gene Ontology annotation, biological process: SRP-dependent cotranslational protein targeting to membrane.